Molecule: messenger RNA, 1792 nt
Organism: Ricinus communis (castor bean)
Lineage: Eukaryota; Viridiplantae; Streptophyta; Magnoliopsida; Malpighiales; Euphorbiaceae
Product: receptor-like protein 44
Exons: 1
Coding region: 471-1280 (269 amino acids)
Molecular function (GO): protein binding
Source: RefSeq, a predicted model, not a curated record
AUCCUGCGCCUCAUACGUGCAGGUCACUACCCCACAAGGCCACAACACAACUAAGUCCCUCCCCUUCUCUCUCUUACUUUCAUUUUCACCAAACUCCUUCCUUUCUCUCUAUCUUGUCAUUUCUCGAACCCAAAACCAUUUUUAACAAUUUUAAUUCGAAACCCACCUUAAUAUAUAUAUAUACUCACACACACAAAAUAGAAAGCUCAAUUCAAGAAUCAAGAGCAAGAAUUCUUUUCUUUGUAUUUGUAUAUUAUGUGUUUGACUUCUUUUUCUUGAUUGGAAGUUGUUUUGCUUUCUUUUCUUUUUUGGUGGGAUUAAUGAAACAAGAUUAGUACAGUAUCAUCCACUCUCUCUCUCUUUUUCUUUGAACCCAAACUUGAGAAUUAAAGAUAUCAGAACCAAGGAUUGAAAUCUUCUUUCUUUUUUGUUUUGUUUUGUUUUAUUUUUGCUUUCUCGUUUCUUGAUAAAUGGGUGCUUGGCCUCUGCUUGCUUUAAUCUUGCUAAGCUUCUUUACUACUCUUUCAACAUCAGAUCCAAAUGAUGAAGCAUGUUUAACCCAUUUAAGUCAAUCUUUAAAAGACCCAACUAAUUCUCUUCAAAACUGGACUAAACCGAAUCUUGCAAACCCAUGUUCUGGUUUCAACUCUUAUCUUUCCGGUGCUACUUGUAACAAUGGUCGAAUCUACAAGCUUUCUCUCACAAAUCUUUCUCUUCAAGGCUCUAUUUCUCCUUAUAUAUCAAACUGUACCAAUCUUCAAACUUUAGACCUCUCUUCUAAUUCUCUUACCGGUCCUAUUCCUGCAGAUUUACAGUACUUGGUCAAUCUUGCUGUGCUUAAUCUUUCUUCUAAUAGAUUAGAAGGAGAGAUCCCUGCACAGGUUGCAUACUGUGCUUAUUUAAAUGUGAUUGAUUUUCAUGAUAACUUUCUUUCUGGUCAAAUACCACAACAGUUGGGUCUUUUGGUAAGGCUAUCAGCUUUUGAUGUCAGCAAUAACAAGUUAUCAGGGCCAAUACCUGCUUCAUUGGGGAAUAGGAGUGGGAAUUUGCCAAGAUUUAAUGCAACUUCUUUUGGAGGAAAUAAAGAUCUUUAUGGAUACCCUUUGCCUCCUAUGAAGAGUAAAGGUUUAUCUGUUUUGGCCAUUGUCGGGAUUGGUUUGGGAAGUGGGUUUGCCAGUUUGGUACUCAGUUUUACUGGUGUUUGUAUUUGGUUGAAGAUUACUGAACAGAAGAUGGCUCUUGAAGAAGGCAAAAUUAGUCAACUUAUGCCUGAUUAUUGAAGCUUUUAAUUCAUUAUGAAGAUGGCAGAAAACAGAAGAAAAAAAAACGAAGAAGGUAAUUCAAGGUAUGUUUAGGUAUAAUUGAAGAUUGAUCUUUUUGGGUUUUGUCAUUGAGGUGUGGGCUAAUGCUAUUUUUCUCAUAUGGGGUUCUUUCAGGCUUUCAGCUAGCAGUUGUAUUUUACUGAUUUUUGGAGGCUUUUCUUUGUUUUUUUGUUUUUGUUCUUCGCUUCACUUUUUCUUCUUUUUAACCCUUUUUUUUUUUCCUCUUUAAAUUUUUUAUCAUAUAUCUAUAGCAUUUCCCCUAAAAAAUCAACAGUGUAUAAAUCAAUUCAAACAAGAAAUAGUGCAGCUUCUUUCACUUGUCAAUCUUAAUGGUGUAUUGUAACAAUCAAGUUAGUGCAAUCUCUCUCUUGUAUUUUUUUUCCCCUUCUCUAAUGUACUGUGGAAUUUUGUCUGCAUUGAGCUAAAAGAUAAAAAAAUGAAAAAGAAAUCCAAUGGUGGGGAACUUUUUA